Molecule: messenger RNA, 2239 nt
Organism: Bradysia coprophila
Lineage: Eukaryota; Metazoa; Arthropoda; Insecta; Diptera; Sciaridae
Product: protein-lysine N-methyltransferase SMYD4-like
Molecular function (GO): protein binding
Source: RefSeq, a predicted model, not a curated record
UAUGCCUCUGACAGCACCGAAAAGUGACUUCUUUCUUACGCAUGCUGUGCUAAAACGUUUAGUUGGUUAGUGUUAAACGUGGUUGGCGUACAUUUUAUAGAGUUUCUGGUAAUCAGAACGAAAUUACAAAUUUUUCUUGUCGGAGAAAUCAUUUAAUUACAAAAUGGAUCCCAUCCGCAUUAGUGCAAUGGGAGUAGGGCCAAUCAACGAUCGAUUGUGCCGUUUCUGUCAAUUUACGAAAUCAUGUGGAAGACAUGUGACGUUUGGACGGGAUAAAAAUGUAGCCGCAAUCAAAAAACUCUUAGAAUGGCUGCAAGAAGCGAAUUUCAUUACCGCCGAGAUCGUACGAAAUAUCAAAUGCAACAAGCAAUCAAAGAUGCUACGCACCAAAGGCAACAAAUUGUUCACUUCUGAUACCGAUCUGUCCAAGGCACUGGACCUCUACAAUCAGAGUAUUUGCUGGGCAGAAGAUACUGGCGAAGAAUUAGCCAUUGGGUUUGCUAAUCGAUCAGCUGUGUAUUUUGAAUGGGAAAAGUAUGACGCGUGUCUCGAAAACAUUGACCUUGCUGUGAAAGCUGGCUGCCCCGAAAGACUGAUGGAUAAAUUGAAUCAACGCAAAGCAAACUGCGUUACGAACAUGAAUGCCAUAAAAGUUGGUAUAAAUGCCAACGAUCCAAUGUCGAAAAUUCACAGCAUUGACAAAUUGUGUCUCAAAAUGAAGGAUUUCAAUCGGCUUAAGUCGAAACAUUUUUGUUUUGACAUCGACGAAACACACUGCGAGCCUCAGUUGAGCCUACCGGCGAAUCCGAAAAUUCCAUUCAUCGCUAAUUGUCUGGAAAUGAAAACCAGCCCACAAAAGGGGCGUUACAUAGUUACUACAAAGGAAUUGAAACCCGGCCAAAUCAUUUCGAUUGAGGACCCAUUCCUUGCUUCGUUGGAGAAGGAGCAUCGAUAUCGGAAGUGCGCCAACUGUUUUGCUGAGAAUUUUAUGAAUUUGAUUCCGUGCAAGGCGUGCACCUGCACGAUGUUUUGUUCGCAAAAAUGUUUGACCGAAUCGGAAACGGGUUUCCAUCAAUACGAAUGUUCAAUUGCUGAUUACAUUUGGAAUAAUUUCCACGAAAUUGGCUUGACCUUUCGGUUGGCAGUAAAGGCGUUCACCAUGUUUGACACGGUUCAAGAGUUGGUUGACUUUCGUGAGCACAGUAAGACCGCUAACGCGACUGUGUUUUCAUUUGAUCAUACAAUUGGUUUGGAUGAUCGAGACCGUUACAGUCAAAUCGAAAAUCUGUGCACCAACGAAGAGAAUCGGAUCGAAGACGAUUUGUUUACGCGUGGUUGCAAAAUCGCUCUCCUGUACCACCACCUCAUCGAAAAAACGAAAUUCGGUGAAAUGCUCAGAACGGACGCAGAACGAGACGUAUUGAUAUCACUUCUGUUCCAUCAUUCACAAACAACAUCCAUCAAUUCCAUCAAUUGCUACGAAUAUGAUGAUGUGAACUUGGAAGCAAUGGCAGACUUUAAAUCGUCCGAUGUUUUUGCCCGGGGCAUGUAUCCGUUUUCCAGUUUGUAUAAUCAUUCCUGCGCGCCGAAUAUGGCAACAGUUGCUGUUGGAACGAAGAUCGUGUCGUACGUUACGCGAGACAUCAACAAAAAUUCUGAAGUUUUGCUGUGCCUGAAGCGAACGAACCACUUUCAGCGCAAGAAGGACGAGAGGCAGCAUAUCCUAAAGCUUGUCUACGGAUUCACUUGCAAAUGUGAAGCUUGCCAAAAGAAUUAUCCUUCGAUUUACGAAGAACAUCUUGCGUUCGGUUUCCUAAACGCCGAAAUCAAAGCCGUCGUGGAUGCGAUAACUUUCAAUUUGAACGAAGAUGUCGAAAUGAUUAAUCGAUUCAGCGCACUGUUGAGCACGUUAAACAAACAUUAUCCGACUGGUGCACUGUAUGAUAUUGCUGGGAAAAUGCAUCGAGCUUUGGUGUUGAAACAUGGCAAUCUGGCUUCGCAGCUUCAGAUAACGAUGAAGAAAAAUCAGGCGAAGUACAGUGCUGCUUUGCAAAAGUGAGCCCCGUGGGCCCUGUUGACACGGCUAUGGCAUUUUUAUUUUAAGGUUUUCCAUUUUUAUUUUAAGUUUUUCCAUUUUUGUUUUUAACUUGAAUUCGUUUGACUUAAGUUUGUUCAAUUUUUAUCUCACUAUUUAUGAAUGGAUAGUUACCGUGCAAUAAGUUUCGGUUUUUCAGGCUAG